UCUAGAGAGAGAGAGAGAGAGUGGAAGUUAAGCAUAAACCCUAAAACCCCUCAAAUCUCUAUCGGAGCUCUUCACUGUGAUCCGGCAAGAUGAUGCGAGCAGCUAAGCUCAAACCUCUCUCGUCGUCAUCGGUCGAUUCCUUGGCCUACCAGUUCUUCCAACGAUGCUCCGUCAGCGGAACUGCGAAAGGGAAAGCGAAGAUCAAGCAAGGCCAGCAGCUGAAGCGCUCUAAGAUCACCAUGAAGAAAGGCGGCGGCGCCGACGCCGGCAAGGGCGCCACCAAGAGGGGCCCGUCCGAGGCAGAGGCGCUCGUCGACGCGUGCCUCAAUGCGCCGACGCCGCUCAGGCACUUGACCCCCAAGGAGAAAGCCCGGGAGGCCGAGCGCGAGAAAAUGGGGCUCAUCAGCAAAGAACGACAGCGUGAGCUCGACAUGUUGAAGAAGGGGAAGGAGAAAUUAGGCGUAUCAGAUAAGCCUGGGAUCAUAGGGACUCCGGGAUUGGAUCUGAUCACGCUAGGAUUAGUCGAUGCGGAUAAGAUACCGAAGUACGAGCUCACCGUUGAGGAUGGGAGGAGGCUGGCGAAGGAGUACAGUAGGGUUCUCAUGAGGAAGCAUAGGGCAAGGCAGGCGGCGGAGACUACGUUGCUUCGGCUGAAGAAAGAGGCCAUCGAAGCGUUGCCCGAGCAUCUGAAGGCCUCGGCAUUGGUCCCGGAUUUGACUCCUUUCCCGGCGAAUCGGUUCAUGGCGACUCUGACUCCACCUAUUGAAGGUUACAUUGAGAGGGUCAAGGAGGCUGCUAAGAAGGACCCGGCAAAGGAGAGGCGCAGAUGAUGGAAGUCCCCGAUUCGUUAUAAGGGCUUGGGCGUCUUCAGCUACAGAUUUGACGGUCUUGGAGCCGGUACGUUUAACUUUAGAUCUCAUAGCUUCCGCAAUCAGAUGAAUUGUUGGGAUGGAACUCCAAGAUAAAGUACUUGGCAUGUGGGAGAGAUCCUCAUUAUAACCCUAUCAAUAAGGAGCAGCCACAAUCAAAAUAGGGGCCUGAGUGGGAUUACUAUUUCUUUGGUAAAGUGCGAGCCACUUCAGCGGAGAGACGAAAGAUGUGAAUUGAGUCAUUCCCGCUCACUCAACCACUACUUUGGUUGUUCUGUUCCACUGUUGCAAUCCGAUGUUGUCUAUGUGGAAAUUUGUGAAUCGACGAAAAAAAGAUUCAGUUUCGUUUGUAUAAGUGAUCGGUCAGUUCUAUGAACAUUUUCUGAACGUCAUAAUGAAAUUUAGGUUAGCUUCUCCCGCAGUUGUGUGAACCGGGUUUCUUCGCCCA
This is a messenger RNA of Punica granatum (pomegranate), 1317 nucleotides long. The record is from RefSeq and is a predicted model, not a curated record. NCBI's taxonomy places the organism in Eukaryota, Viridiplantae, Streptophyta, Magnoliopsida, Myrtales, Lythraceae.